GAGCAACUUGACAUUAGAUUGAUAACUACGCAAAAUUCCAGUAUACGUACAAACAUUUAUAUUUUUUUUUGUAAAUCCCAACUAAUGCAACGCAAUUAUCGCAACCCUAGGCCUUGUGCCGGCAAAAUAUUUGGCCUAUCAAUAAUUUUUAUUCUUCUGACUGUUAUACCCUGGCUAUUGGUCAGUUUAAGAGGUUUAAAUGCCGUCUUUUUUGAUGAGUCCUUACUCCUAUCAGCCUCAAUUAUAAUGAUGAGCUGCCUGAUAAUAUUGGCCACCAUGGAUUUGGCUGACAAACAGAUACCUUCAGUUGUGGAAUGGCUUCUUACAUUUCUAAUGAUAGCGGCGGUUACUUGUUGGUCAUUGAGUCUCAUUGAUGGUAACACAUUUAUGGAGUGCAUUGUUUUAUUGGUCUCUGUGAUCCUUUUUAUGGUGAUUUUAAGUGCCCUAGGUGCUAAAUGUCCAUUGGAUUUAAUUGUCAUCUACGCUUCAUUUUUACUAAUCUGGUGGUUUGUGUCGCUGGGAUUGGCUAUUGUGAUUUUAUGCCUGAUAUUUGCCGCAGAGAAGCAUACAUUGGCGAUAUAUCUGUUUGCCUUUACAGUGUAUCCUUUUUUACUUUCGUUUGUAAUCUAUACAGGAAUGCUAAUAAGCAGUGGACGUUUUAAUGGCAAUUCCCUGACGCAAUGUGUUGCACCUGCUCGCAGUGUCUAUUUCCAUUUUGUGAUGCUAUAUUUGGUUACAUUGAUGGUGUGGAGAGAAUCUCAAGGUGUUGGUGGCUAUCCCAAGGGCAAUUGAAGAAAAAUGAAAACGCUUUAAACACCUUUAUUGUUGAACUUAAUUCUUAAUACAUAUCGCCUUUCUAAAUCCUAAAGAUAUUCAAAAAGUACCACCGCAUUGACGAAUAAUGUAAGGAAAAUUAAAAACGCCAAGGUGAUGUAGAAACCCAAGUAAGCUGCCUCGUCCUCGUAGAAUAUUAGCGAGCCCAGGGAUCUAGCCCAUACUAUGAUAAACUGUAGAAUAGGUAACGAAAGUAAGAAGGUAAUCAUUUCGUGGUCUCGCUUGAUGUUGCAAGAACAUUCGACUUACAAUCGACACGAAAAAUGUCAACAGCAAUGCAAUACUGAUUUGCACAUGUUGAUCAUCAAAUGACAGAGUCAUCAGCAGGCAGAUGGAUGUUAGUAGGAAAUAUCUCAUCGUCCACAAUGUCAAGUACAAGGCAUCCUGUUCCAACUCCAGCUAAAAUUGUUCGAAUGAAGUUGAGAAUUUAACACUAUGACGUUGGGCCAGAAACUUACGUGAAAUCUUAAAGCGACCAAAAGACUGACAAGCAUGACACAUGAUGUUAGUCCAGCUGCCAUAGCAAUGCGUGAUGUGGUGGAUUGGGCUAUGGGUCUGACCAAAAUUGUUGAACUUAAUUCCAUCUGAAAUAAAUGCUCGGCUUUCAUCAUAA
Messenger RNA from Stomoxys calcitrans (stable fly), 1447 nucleotides. RefSeq lists its product as uncharacterized. The record is from RefSeq and is a predicted model, not a curated record. The coding region runs from base 85 to 792 and encodes 235 amino acids. The transcript has 5 exons. Lineage: Eukaryota; Metazoa; Arthropoda; Insecta; Diptera; Muscidae.